UUUACUCGAAUAGAUCGGUGCUCUGCUAAUUCUGCCUGUGAGAACUUGAUGCGGCGGCCAUGAAAACCAGUGUUUGAUUGGUGAGGUCUGGGAAGAUGGCUUCUUCUGAUCAGACUGAUCAGUCAGUGCAGGGUGGUCCGUCUCUGAUAAAUGAAAAGAUAGUACCAAGAGAUCAGCUGAUUGCAACAGCUGUGAAGUUUCUUCAAAAUCCUAGAGUUCGUCAGAGCCCAGUAGCUACCAGAAAGGAAUUUUUGAAGAAAAAAGGAUUGAGCAAUGAAGAGAUUGAAUUGGCUCUGCAGCAAUCUGGCACAGUCCAUGAUGACCCCGGUCUUGUGACACACACUGGUAUUCCCCACACAGGACCAUCCUCUCAGCUUGCAGUGCAACAAUUUAGCCCCCCAGGGUCCCGAUGGAGAGAAUAUGGAGCUCUGGCAAUUAUCCUGGCUGGCAUAGCCUUUGGCUUCCACCAACUAUACAAGAGAUACCUGCUCCCAUUGAUCAUUGGUGGCAGGGAAAGCCGCAAGCAGCUGCAGCGUAUUGAAUCCGGGGUGUCUGAGAUGAGUGGCAGUGUGACACAGACAGUAACUCAACUCCAGACAACCCUAGCAGCUGUACAGGAACUGCUGAUCCAGCAACAACAAAAGAUCCAGGAACUGUCGCUGGAACUUUCUGCUUCAAAGGCAUCCAGUUCCACAAACACAAUUCUUGAGUCCCAAAACAUUCAAGAACUAAAGUCUGAAAUCUACUCGCUGAAAGGGCUGCUUUUAAACAGGAGGCAGUUCCCACCAUCUCCCUCUGCUUCCAAAAUCCCUGCUUGGCAAAUCCCAGUAAAACCUCCAACACUUCCCAGCCCAGCUGUAUUAAACCACAACAGCAGCAGUGAUAUCUCUCCUGUAAGCAAUGAGUCUGGUUCAUCAUCUCCUGUGAAGGAGAUCCACAGCCCAGAAGGAACAAAGGGAAGCUCCCACCAUCUAGGAUUAACAGAAGAAGAAUCAGAAAUUGAUGUGCAAACUCAGGUUCGCAUGGAAGUGCAGGGGGAAGAGGAGAACGAAGAUGAUGUUGUGCAACCUGAUGAAGAUUGCAUUGGUGUUCAGACUGAAGAUCGCAGAGGUGGAGAUGGACAGAUCAAUGAGCAAGUAGACAAGCUACGUCGACCUGAAGGAGCCAGCAAUGAAAUGGACUGUUAGUAGGUGUAGUAUACAUGUAGUAGACAGCCCUAAGUGAUCAGAGUGUCCCCUGUAAACUUUCAAGGUGAAGACUCAGAAUGCAGCAAUUUGGACCUCAAAUUUCCUGAAUUGAAAGUGCACAUCAUACUGUCGAUUUUAGUGUGCACCAUAUUUUUCCAUGAUUUUCAGGUGUUUAUAUUGUUUAAUCACUGAUUGCAGUAGUUCAAUUAUUCAUUUCCCACUUUAUAUUUGUCAUAUUGUACAGAGUUAGGGCUUCUAAAUAUUCUAAUAUGUAUUAAAAGUCACAGAGUAUUACCAUGACUAUAUAAAAUCUGAGUGCUUUUAUACAGGUCAUGUAACUCUGAAGUGAGUUCUCAUAUACUCAUAUUUUACAACUCGGGGAACAUUAUUUAUAACAUGCAAGUUUCAGUAAUUCACAUGUCAUCACUAAGCACCAUUCAUAAGGAUAUCACAGUAUAUUUAUGGUUCUUGUGUAUAAUACGUGUGUGGGUGUGGGUGUGUGUGGGUGUGUGUGGGUGUGUGGGUGUGUGUGGGUGUGUGGUGAAAAAUGUACCCCCUAUUGUAAAAUAUAAGGAUAUUAUAAGUCACCGUGACAUGACCAUAUAAAAGGAUGCGGCCAACUGUCCCGGGUGCAGGUAGAAGUAUUUACAAUUACGAGAAAGAUGUUGCACUUAGUUGGAAUAUAAUGCCAAGAAAGGUGAAAAUAGGUGAUUUCUAGUUUUGAGCACUACCCUGCUCUUCCACAUGGACCCAUUGGGUCAGGCACCUUCCUUGGUCCCUGUGGAAGAGCACAGUAGUGAAAUAUUGGACUUUUCCCAAUGAAUCACCUUUUUGUGCAUUAAAUUCUUAUUGUUUGGUAGCUUUUUUUUGCAAUUAAAUAUAUAUUUGCACAUUUCUUGUAAUUACAACUACAUUAUUACAAUUGAAUAUUAUUAGUAGGUUAAAAAGAUCCACAACAAACCAUUUGUUUUCAACAGGCGAUUUUAAGAGCGUUUAUUAACUGUAUAUGUAACAGUGUUCUUUAUUUUGACACAACCUAUAAACUGAUUCACACAUUCAACACAACCAUAGACAUUGUUUAUGAAAAGAUGUAGCCAUUAAGAUAGUUAACCCUUUGAUAGCUUUGAGGCACAUACACUCCAGCAUUGCAUAUUGCUUGACAGUAUAUUUGUUUCCAUUAAUGUUAAUGGAAGCUGUAAAUGUACAUUCAGCCGCACUCUAUACCAUUUUUGCCAGGAAAGCAGAUUUUUGUUUUGGCAAUUAAGGAACACCACAGUGAACACAAAAGUAAUUGUGCCCCAAUCUUAGAAGCUUUAUGGAAAAUACAUACACUAUCUAAACAAAUAGGGAGGUCUACUAUUGCUGUGUACUCAACAUCCACUUUCCACACAAUCAUAUAAAAGAUUAAUGAGAGCAGAUAGCUAAAAUGUUAGAUGUAGCUGAUAAAAGGAAAUAAUACUUUGACUAUCUGUAGUGAAUACAGUUUGGAAAAAAAAAUCUCACCUCAUAAAUUGCAUGAUUGCAGCACUGCACCCUGUAAACGUCCGCAAUGGACUGUGCUCAUUAGUGUGCUGUUGUAUAGAUUAAUUGUACAUAAUUGUAAUAAAGAAUAAUUACACCACAUAAA
Xenopus laevis (African clawed frog) is the source of this 2814-nucleotide messenger RNA. It is a transcript of the gene pex14.L, whose product is annotated as peroxisomal biogenesis factor 14 L homeolog. Lineage: Eukaryota; Metazoa; Chordata; Amphibia; Anura; Pipidae. Bases 96 to 1187 code for a protein of 363 amino acids. The record is from RefSeq and is a predicted model, not a curated record. The transcript is spliced from 9 exons. Gene Ontology annotation, cellular component: peroxisomal importomer complex; peroxisomal membrane; peroxisome. Gene Ontology annotation, molecular function: signaling receptor binding. Gene Ontology annotation, biological process: protein import into peroxisome matrix, docking.